UGCUCCAUCCGAUCUUUCGUUCUCUUCUGCCCUACAUAUUGCUACCCUCCGGCCUCUACACUGUGGCAUAACUCAUCAACAGCAGCAACACCUCGGCGAUCCGGUCCGACGUCAUGCCCAAGCUCUUUCCCAAAUCAGACGCUCGUGCGACAACAACCCCCACCCGCCGGAAACGUCUCUUUCUCAGCUAUGCCCCAGACUGGGCCGUCACCAUCCUCCUAUGGGGCCUCUUCUACCUCCUCGAUAAAAUCGACGGCUACAGACGUCUCUUCGACGUCACAGACACUUCCCUAGCGCAUCCUUAUGCCGACCCGGAGCGAGUCCCCGUAUGGCUUGCAGGCGUGCUUUGUGGGGCUGUACCUGCUAUUUUGAUCAUCCUUGUCGCUGCGUUCGAGAGGAGGUCGUUCUGGGAUGGACAUAAUGGGUUACUCGGCCUGAUACUCGGCUUGGGCCUGACGGUGACCUUUACAAACAUCAUCAAAAUCACAGCAGGCCGCCCCCGCCCCGACCUCUUCGCCCGCUGCAUCCUCCCCCCCACCCUCACCUCCAACCCCACCCACUCCCUCACCUCUUGGACCGCCUGCACCACGACCGAUAAGCACCGUCUGCAGGAAGGGUUCAGGAGUUUUCCGAGUGGGCAUAGUAGUUUUGCAUGGUGUGGGAUGUGGUAUCUGAUCUUGUAUCUCGCUGCUAAAAUGCGCAUAAACAACCGCCAAGGCUUCACCUACAAAUCCUGGCUCCUCCUCGCCCCUCUCUCCUGCGCCUCCCUCAUCACCGUCUCCCGCACCAUGGACUAUCGCCACCACGCUACCGACGUCAUCGCCGGGUCCUUGAUCGGGGUUGCGGGUGGGUGGUAUAGUUAUCGGCAGUAUUAUCCUCCGUUAUCGCAUCCUCAAGCAUACAAACCACACUCCCCCCGAAUCCCGCGAGACGACCCCUCCCUACCCCUCCACCACCACCACCACCCCCACCACCCUUCCUCCCCUUCCUCUCAUCCAGGAAGAGACAGCCAAGAAGUCAUGCUCAAACCUCUGCCUCCUCAGCAUCUCAAUGCCAACGGGAACGGACAACACUCUCCAUUCGGCGGACAGCCUGGGUUUGGGGGGCGGUACCAAAGCCGAGGGAAAGGAGGGGGAGGGGAAGGGGGGCAUCAUCAGUCGAGUAUGGGUACGGGGAUGACGAGUUCCAGCGGGGGUGUCAUCCAGGAGCAGGAGCGGCAGCAGGAGCAGGGGCAGCAGGUGGUGGGGGAGGCGGAUCUGGGGGCGCGGGGGGAGAUGGUUGGGAGGUAA
This is a messenger RNA of Cryptococcus amylolentus CBS 6039, 1289 nucleotides long. RefSeq lists its product as hypothetical. The transcript has 6 exons. Gene Ontology annotation, biological process: phospholipid metabolic process. Gene Ontology annotation, molecular function: phosphatidate phosphatase activity. Bases 114 to 1289 code for a protein of 391 amino acids. NCBI's taxonomy places the organism in Eukaryota, Fungi, Basidiomycota, Tremellomycetes, Tremellales, Cryptococcaceae. The record is from RefSeq and is a predicted model, not a curated record.